Dictyostelium purpureum is the source of this 1347-nucleotide messenger RNA. Its product is annotated as proteasome component region PCI domain-containing protein. The record is from RefSeq and is a predicted model, not a curated record. Gene Ontology annotation, cellular component: COP9 signalosome. The coding region runs from base 1 to 1347 and encodes 448 amino acids. Lineage: Eukaryota; Evosea; Eumycetozoa; Dictyosteliales; Dictyosteliaceae. The transcript is spliced from 4 exons. Gene Ontology annotation, biological process: protein deneddylation.
AUGUCAGAUGAUGAAGAUAUGAUGUAUGAUGACGACGAGUAUUUUGAUGAAGACGAUCAAGAUCAAGAUGAAGAAGAAGAAGAAGGUGUAGAAAUUGAAAAUCAGUAUUACAAUUCAAAAGGUUUAAUUGAUGACUCAAUUCCAGAAGCCAUUGAAAGUUACGAAAAAGUUAUAAAUCUAGAAAAUGGGGAAAAAGGAGAAUGGGGUUUCAAAGCAUUAAAAAAAAUUACAAAAUUAUAUUAUCGUAUUGGCCAAUUUGAUGAUAUGCUUAAAGCUUAUAUAAGAUUUCUUCCAUACACCAAAUCAUCAGCCAGCAGCAAUUAUAUUGAAAAAGGUAUUAAUUCAAUUUUAGAUAUGGUUUCAUCAAGCAAUACAAUCGAAUUAGACAUGAUUCAAAAGGUUUUUGAUUUAACAUUAAAAUCAUUAAUAGAUACAAAGAAUGAAAGGGUUUGGUUUAGAACUAAUCUUAAAUUAGCAAAGUUAUUAUUUGAAAAACAAGAAUAUGGUCGUUUAGCAAAAAUCUUAAGGGAUUUACACAAAUCAUGUGAAUUAGAAGAUGGUUCUGAUGAUCAAAAGAAAGGCAGUCAACUUGUUGAUAUUUAUGCUCUUGAAAUUCAAAUGUAUACCGAAACCAAAAACAAUAAAAAAUUAAAAGAUUUAUACAAAAAAGCUUUGGAAAUUAAGAGCGCUAUUCCACAUCCACGUAUUAUGGGUAUUAUCAGAGAAUGUGGUGGUAAAAUGCACAUGGCUGAAAAAGAAUGGGAAAAAGCUCACACCGACUUUUUUGAAGCUUUCAAAAACUAUGAUGAAGCUGGUAACUCAAGAAGAAUUCAAUGUCUUAAAUAUUUAGUAUUGGCCAAUAUGUUAAUGCUUUCAACUAUUAAUCCAUUCGAUUCAACUGAAGCUAAACCAUAUAAAAAUGAUCCAGAUAUUUUAGCAAUGACCAAUUUAGUUAUGGCCUAUGAAAAGAAUGAUAUUUAUCAAUUUGAAAAGAUCUUGAAGGAUAAUCGUAAGACCAUUAUGGACGAUCCAUUCAUCAGAAUGUACAUUGAAGAUUUAUUAAGAAACAUUAGAACCCAAGUACUUCUUAAAUUAUUAAAACCAUACACUAAAAUUAGAAUUUCAUUCAUUUCAAAAGAAUUAAAUAUUCCAUCAAGUGAUGUCGAGUCAUUAUUAGUCUCCUUAAUUCUUGACAAUAAAAUUAGAGGUUCAAUUGAUCAAGUCAAUCAACAAUUAGAGCUCGACACUGCUAAAUCAUCUGCCUACUGGAAAUACAAUUCAAUUCAUAGAUGGGCAAAUCAAGUUGGUAAUUUAAAUUUUGGUAUUAAUAAUAAAUUAUCUGUUUAA